This is a messenger RNA of Pollicipes pollicipes, 627 nucleotides long. RefSeq names its product GRAM domain-containing protein 2B-like. Gene Ontology annotation, cellular component: endoplasmic reticulum membrane; endoplasmic reticulum-plasma membrane contact site; plasma membrane. The transcript has 4 exons. Gene Ontology annotation, biological process: intracellular sterol transport. The annotation marks the transcript as partial. Gene Ontology annotation, molecular function: sterol transfer activity; sterol binding. The record is from RefSeq and is a predicted model, not a curated record. Lineage: Eukaryota; Metazoa; Arthropoda; Thecostraca; Pollicipedomorpha; Pollicipedidae.
AUGAGGCGCCUGAGUCGCUCCGUGGCCUACCUGCCGGCGGCGGCGCGGGGGGCGCCCGCCGCCGAGGCCACGGCGAGCGCGCAGGAGGACCGGCGCGCGCGCGGUGACCUCUCGGAGAUGUCGCACAGUGUCGUCAGUCUGUACUUGGAGGAUGAGCGCGAUAUCAAGCGGCGCAGACACGCGCUGCGCAGCCUCAGCCGCAGCACCCCCAUGAUGAACCGGCUGGACUCGCAGCCGUCGUUCGAAGUGUCACGUUCGCAGCGCAAGUUCCUGCGGCGUUUUAAGGACCUGGACGCCCACGAGAAGAUCGUUAAAUCGUUCUCAUGUGCGCUGGUGAGCGACAUUCUGCUGCAGGGCCGGCUCUACGUCACCAGUCAUCACUUCGCCUUCUACUCCAACCUCUUCGGGCACGUUACCAGGAUACUGAUUCCGUGCUCGCUGGUGCUGGCCAUCACCAAGGAGAAGACGGCGCGCAUCAUCCCCAACGCGGUGGCCGUGGUGAGCAGCGAAGGCCGCCACGUGUUCGGUAGCCUGCUCAGCCGUGACUCGGCCUUCGAGACCAUGGUGCGCGUAUGGCGCAAGGAGAUCGGUCGAGACGAGCCCGAUCUCUCCUCGAACGGCAAGGAG